Molecule: messenger RNA, 1745 nt
Organism: Varroa destructor (honeybee mite)
Lineage: Eukaryota; Metazoa; Arthropoda; Arachnida; Mesostigmata; Varroidae
Product: phospholipid phosphatase 5
Biological process (GO): phospholipid dephosphorylation; phospholipid metabolic process
Cellular component (GO): membrane
Molecular function (GO): phosphatidate phosphatase activity
Source: RefSeq, a predicted model, not a curated record
UCCAUUGCGAAUUCGAAAAAAAAUCAUAGUUUGAAAAUGGCGCUAUCGCCGUACCAUCUGACACCUUGCAAGAACGGUGCUGUGUGCUGAGGUGACAUCACUGCCAACUUGCAGUGACGUUCGAAAUUGCCCCUCCGCGUGGGGUGCUUUCUGAUUGUGUGAGGCGGGCUGAUCGGGUCGACCGGCUUACCUGAAGCAAAAGUUUAGGCAGUGAAAAACGGUGGUUUGAAAUUCGUGCGUCAAGCGGGCCUGUUUGGUCCGGUUUGAUUUACUUGGCGAAACUAUUUGUUCUGGGGGCUACGAUGACCUCGUCGCAACGGGGCUCAAACAUUGCACCGGUCCCGUUACUGGGCUCCGAAGUGUUUACCGAAAUCCUUCUCCGAGUAGUUCUUAUUGGGGUUGCCAUGGUACUCGAAUUCGUACCUGCGUUUGAGCGAAAGAUACAACCUGAGGAGGCGUGGUUGUAUAAAAAUCCUCGAACCAACAGUUAUAUAUCAGUCCAGUUGCUCUAUGUGUUGAUCUUCGUUGUCCCUUCAUCUGUGGUCGUCUUCGUUAACUAUGUCCAACCCAAGAACAGAUCUGACAUUAGUGCUGCCCAUUUAGGCUUUACGUUAGCCAUUGGGGUGACAUCUGUAAUCACAAACGCCCUAAAAGUGUGUGUGGGUCGACCUAGGCCCGACUUUUUCUAUCGGUGCUUUCCAUCGGGGGAAGGAGACUUCAAUCGGCCAUGCACCGGACCUGUAUCCGUUGUUGGCGAAGGUCGAAAGAGCUUCCCUUCAGGUCAUUCGUCCCUUGCAUUUUCUUCAUACAUGUUUUUAGCACUUUAUCUCCUAGCUAAACUGCAAGCUCUGAAUUCAACAGCCCAUCGCUUCAGAACACAUCGGACGCUUCUUGGAAUAUCUCCACUUCUAUUGGCACUACUGAUAGCCAUUAGCAGAACAUGUGACUACCAUCAUCAUUGGCAAGAUGUUACUGUUGGCGCCAUUUUAGGCUGCACGGUUGGAUACGUUUGCUAUAGGCAGCAAUAUCCAUCGAUAUUUGAACAGGACGCUUCUCUUCCACUAGCAGAAUUUCCUGUCUAUGGACCUGACCUGGCUGUCGAGAACAAUAACUUUGAUGGCCACGGCUUUCCCAGCGGAUUUUCGCUUCAUAAACAAAACGCCAAAUUGAUCUAAAAAGGACAGAAAUACCCGAAAUACGAAGCAGGUUUCUUGCGACGUGCGACGUCAUAUAAAUCUGAAUCGAAUGAGACUUACUUUAAUUUCCUACUGUAUUUAUGAGUGUGCCUAACACUGGAUGUUAGCAGGACGUAGCACUAAAGACGUGUUUCGCUAUGCCUGUCGAAUACCUAAUGUACCUUAAUGUAUUAGUUUAAAUGUUAAAAAUACACUGAAGUAACCUAGGGCGAUUCAGGUCUAAUAUUUAAGAGUAUAAAAUUUAUUGUAUGCGGGUAAAUAACCUCCCGUCAUUUUAAUGUGGAUUUUUGACGAGGCACCAUAUGGAUGAACAUUCAUUUGAAUUUUCCAAUUAUGUAAAAUGUCACUUAUCACAAGUGGCCGCCUGUAGAACUCGAAGAGCUUUAGCAAAAAAUAUUUUAGUGUAUAUUAAAACCUGAUAAACAGCGUCCAUAUUAAGAAAAUUUAAUCAGCUGUCGUGCGUAUGGAUGAGCUAGAUUGAACGUAUGAUAUUUACUACAAUAUUCGUAGAAAUAAAUAGCGGAUACCUUUUUAUUCGCGAUAACCAGA